AUGAUUCAUCUAUUAAGUAAUUCUUAUGCAGAAUCUUCUCCAAUUAAAACGCAAUGCUCUUCACAAAUAUUUGCAUCACUAAGAGUGGCUUUCUUCUGUGAACUAACGUUCUCGGGUGAUUGGAUGUUUUUAAGUUUAUGGUAUAUGUUAUUUGAAAGCAGACGUCAUGCCAUGCACAUUGUUGUUCUUUUGGCUUUGCCUUCAGCUAUACCUACUGGUAUUCGUAUUACUGGCUGUAUGGCACAGAUUAUAAACAUUUCGAAUUCAGCUGAUUAUCAAUCUAUGAUUCGAUCAGCAACGCCAUCCGAAGAUGAAGAUGAUUUAAACAAUGAAAAUCAUUUUCUCACCCCAUCUUCGGACAUAGAUUUCUCAACAAAUAAUGGCGUUGUUAAUCAAUAUUCAACUGUAGAACUAAAUCAAAAUGAUAAUGAUUCAAUUAAUACUGAUGAUUUAUCACAAUCUACAACACUAAUUAUUCCUCAAUAUCAUACAUAUUUAAAUUUAAGCUCAUCAGGCAGUGAAACAAGCCUUGCUCGACCACUUCUCAAUGAAAAAAAUCAAACAUAUCCAGUCUAUACUCAAGAUGUUAUCAUAAAAUCCACAACAGAUACAUUGAAAACAAAUUAUUGUUCAUUUAUUAAACUUUAUUUAACAGAUAUGUUUAUAUCAGCAUUUAUCAUAACACCAUUUGUUAAUUUACAUUGGCGCGGUGCUUGGGAUUUACUUGAUAUAUAUUUAUUACCGGAUUCUCCACGUACAAGUGCACUUAUUUCACUAGCUAUUGGUUUUGUUAUACUUUAUUUCAUCUAUUUAAUACAAAACUGUCUUCAAAAUUUCUAUGAAAAAUAUCGAAAAAAUCUCUUAGGCCAAGUUAUGGCAAGAUUAUAUACAUUAAUCAUGGCAUUUGCUUAUAUUAAUCAAUGGCGUGGUUUAUGGAAUUUAUUAGAUUUAACAAGUAACAACUGGUAUCAUUUAUUUAUUGAAACAUUUAUAAGUGUUACAUUUCUUAUAAUAAUGAAAUCAAUUUAUAAUCUUAAUUCAGCACCAUUUUUAAUCGGUAUUGAUACUGACAGUUAUUUUAUACUUGGUUCAAAAUAUACUAUUACAGCAAAUCGUUUUUGGCAAUAUACAUUUGAUUUUAUACUUUAUGAAAUUGUUGAAGCACCAUUAGUAGUCAUUGCAUGGCGUGGUUUAUAUAAUCUUUCUGAUCUAUAUAUAUCUCCUGAUAAUAAAUCAAUAUCAAUGUUAAUCUCAUUUACAAUUGGUUAUUCAUUAUUUUUCCUUCUUGCUCUAUUACAAAUUCCAAUAAUUCAAUGUUUAAUUAAAAAACAUCAUAAAAAUGUUUAUUCAUUUAUAUCAAAUGUUUUUCAUUUGAUAGCAUUUAUUAGUGUUGUUCAAAUCUGGCGAAGUUUAUGGAUGAUGUGUGAACAAUAUAUUAAUAUCCCAGGUUAUCAUCAUUUAACACUUUGGCUUUGCUAUAUAGUCGCUUAUGGUGUGUUGACAUGUGGCUUGGCAGCAUGCUCAUUAAACGGACCAGGUGGAGCAAAAGAUAGUUAUAUUGAUGAUCAACCAAUACUUCUAUUUAAAUUUGAUUAUAUUUCAACAUUAUUAAAAACUCAAUCAGAUCAAUUAAAAGCAAAAAAUAUUAAUAAUCUUGGUUCAGAUUCAUCAUCAACAGAAACAAUUAUGCCUGGAGAAUGUCCGUAUCGAUUUGAUCCUCCCUAG
Messenger RNA from Adineta steineri, 1725 nucleotides. Lineage: Eukaryota; Metazoa; Rotifera; Eurotatoria; Adinetida; Adinetidae. The record is from the annotation of a GenBank genome assembly.